Molecule: messenger RNA, 750 nt
Organism: Oncorhynchus nerka (sockeye salmon)
Lineage: Eukaryota; Metazoa; Chordata; Actinopteri; Salmoniformes; Salmonidae
Exons: 2
Coding region: 1-750 (249 amino acids)
Source: RefSeq, a predicted model, not a curated record
AUGAAUAAAGAAACGUCUCGAAUCCCCAUAUCCCUCGCCUCUUCUCGCCCUCGCCUCUCCUCGCCCUCGCCUCUCCUCGCCUCUCCUCGCCCUCGCCUCUCCUCGCCCUCGCCUCUCCUCGCCUCUCCUCGCCCUAGCCUCUCCUCGCCCUCGCCUCUCCUCGCCCUCGCCUCUCCUCGCCUCUCCUCGCCUCUACUCGCCCUAGGCUCUCCUCGCCCUCGCCUCUCCUCGCCCUACCUCUCCUCGCCCUCGCCUCUCCUCGCCCUCGCCUCUCCUCGCCUCUCCUCGCCCUCGCCUCUCCUCGCCCUCGCCUCUCUCUCCUCGCCCUCGCCCUCGCCCUCGCCUCUCCUCGCCUCUCCUCGCUCUCGCCCUCGCCUCUCCUCGCCCUCGCCUCUCUCUCCUCGCCCUCGCCUCCCCUCACCCUCGCCCUCGCCUCUCCUCGCCUCCCCUCGCCCUUGCCCUCUCCUCUCCUCGCCCUCGCCUCUCCUCGCCCUCGCCUCUCCUCGUCCUCGCCUCUCCUCGCCCUCGCCUCUCAUCGCCCUCGCCUCUCCUCGCCCUCGCCUCUCCUCGCCCUCGCCUCUCCUCGCCCUCUCCUCGCCCUCGCCCGCUCCUCGCCCUCGCCCUCGCCUCUCCUCGCCCCCGCCUCUCCUCGCUCUAACCUUAUUGUCUGACACUUCUAGGCCGAGCUCGUACAAAUCAGAUUUGAGUCACAGUAUAUGGCCUUUCCACACCUCCUGCACAACAGGGUAG